AUGGGUAUCGGAGUAUUAGAGGACGGGCACCUGGACAGGCCUCCGGGUACCUCAAAGCUGGGAGAGGAGCAAGGGCCAGGCUCUGAUACAGCCAGCACGAACGCGUUGAAGAAAGAUGGCGAUAUAAUUCUCGUUCCGCAACCGAGCGACUCGCCAAACGACCCUCUCAACUGGUCGAAAACAUGGAAGAAUGCUAUCAUGUUUGUUCUUGCAUUCAGUUCCGGCGUCACAACUUCGCUUGGUCCCAUGAUUUCUCCUGGGCUGGUAAUACUGAGCCAGGAGUACAAGGUCGCCCCCGAUACGGUCUCUGCUUUCAUGGUUGGGUCCAUCGUUCUUUUCACAGGCUCGGUGACCUUCUUUACGGCGUCUGGCGCCAACAUCUGGGGAAAGAGGCCCUUCUUCGUCAUAUCGACGCUAAUGCUACUGGCCUCCAACGUUUGGGGCACCUUUGCGGAUUCUUUCCCCUCUUUGGCGGCGAUGCGUAUCUUCCAGGGUAUCUCCUCGGCUCCGUUAGAGACCCUGGUUACAUCCACGGUUUCCGAUCUCUUCUUUGUCCACCAAAGAGGGUUUCGUCUCUCAAUGUGGGGUGUCAUGUUGAGUGUAGGCGUUCUGCUUGGCCAGAUCAUUGCCGGCUUCAUCAUCGAGUCCCUGGGUAUCCCAGGAACUUUCGGCAUCAGCGCCCUCAUCUUCUGCUUGAUCCUACCAGCAAUGUACUUCCUUGUCGUCGAAACCACCUACACGAAGCCACGAAAUGCUGCGAGGGCAACAUCGGUGGAGCAAAUGGUAGAUGAGAAAGGAGGUGGUCGUGAAUCGUGGAUGGAGCUUGAGGACGAUCCAGCAAACAAAACCAAAGAGAGCUACUCGAGCCAGCUCAGACUCUUCCGCGGUCGCCUGUCUCAGGAUUCCUUCUGGAAGGGUGUCCUGAAGCCGUUUCCUCUCAUUUGCUUCCCGGCUGUCAUCUUCUCCACCUUCGUCUACGCCUCAUUCUUCACCUGGCUCCUGAUGAUCGGCGUUCUGUCAGUCAGCAUCUUUUCGGCGCCCCCAUACAACCUGAGCGCAUCUCAGGUGGGCCUUACGAAUGUCCCGUUGGCCAUCGCUGCCCUCAUCUUCUCGCCUAUUUCCGGAUGGAUGGCCGACGCUCUGCCAGUCUGGAUGGCGAAACGCAACAACGGCGUUUUCGAGCCUGAGUUCCGUCUCGUGCUGAUGGCUAUCGCCGUACCUCUUUCCACUGCAGGCUUCAUCGGAUUCGGCGUCUCCGCCUCAAACGGCCUGCCGCUGCCCUGGUGCCUCGUAUGGAUUACGAUGCACUCAAUAGCCGUGCCUUUCGCCUCGCAGGCCUCGAUCAGCUACGUUAUUGACUGCCACACCAAAGAUGCCAACCAGGCCUUCGUCACGAUCAACUUCGUCAAGGCACUCAUGAGCUUUGUCGCUUCCACGGUCGGCAAUCGGUUGUUGACGAAAUAUGGCCCGAAGCAACUGUUCAUUGGAAUUGCCCUGUUGAAUUUGGGCAUUAGUGCGCUUACAAUUCCGAGUUACAUAUAUGGCAAGAGACUACGAAGCUGGGUUGCGCGGAGUGAGUGGGCGCAAAGAAUCUAG
Molecule: messenger RNA, 1596 nt
Organism: Anthostomella pinea
Lineage: Eukaryota; Fungi; Ascomycota; Sordariomycetes; Xylariales; Xylariaceae
Source: the annotation of a GenBank genome assembly